CCAGCGCCCUGCCUUUGACCUACAGGUAUGACGCCGGAAGGGAUGGCUUCAUUGACCUGAUGGAGCUGAAGCUGAUGAUGGAGAAGCUGGGGGCCCCCCAGACCCACCUGGGCCUGAAGAGCAUGAUCAAGGAGGUGGACGAGGACUUUGAUGGCAAGCUCAGCUUCCGCGAGUUCCUGCUCAUAUUCCACAAGGCCGCAGCGGGGGAACUGCAGGAGGACAGUGGGCUGAUGGCGCUGGCCAAGCUUUCUGAGAUCAAUGUUGCCCUGGAGGGCGUCAAAGGUGCCAAGGACUUCUUUGAAGCCAAGGUCCAAGCCUUGAAAUCUGCCAGUAAGUUUGAAGCGGAGCUAAAAGCGGAGCAAGACGAGCGGAAGCAGGCAGAAGAGAAGAGGAGGCUCCGCCAGGCGGCCUUCCGGGAACUCAAGGCCGCUUUCAGUACAUAGUUGGGCUGACCUUGACCUCUGGCCACAGCUGUGCCUCACAGAUGCCCCAGGGAGAGCUGGCCGGGCAUCCUCGCCCCUGCUGACCCUUUGCCCCAACAAGCCUUCACAACCACCACCCAGCGCAAACUCCUUAACCUCAUAGGGGUGGCGGGGGGCGGCUCUCAUCCCCAUUUGGGAGCCCCUCCCAGAGGUUCCAGCUGCCCCCGCCAAGUCCCUCCCCUGCUCGCCUUCCUCUACCCUUCUCUGUAGCCGGAGUGUGCCUCUACUUGGCAACCUUUACUUUUUCCUUGUCUCUUUCCCACUCCACAUCAGAGUGGUCUGCUGUGUUAAUUUGUACAGAUGCUUCUUUCUUUGGCGGUCCUCAGAGGAGAUAGUCCCUGGAGGCCUAUGAUGUUAAUAUCGCCCAUUUUCUUGGGUACUCCUUUUCUGUGCCUCUUCCCGUCAUGCCCCCUCUCCUUUGUUUCUCAUCCAACUUCCCUGUUCUCAUUCUUAGCCUGAUCCUGCCGGGUGCUUUUGCACCUUCUGUCCUCUGAUGAUGGUGAGGUUUAAGGCAGGCCAGGCUGGACCACUCCCUCUUCCCUCUCCAAUAGGGGGCACGGCAUGCUGCUGAGAUGACACAAAAUAGUGAAAGGAUAGGAGAGUCUGUUCCUUCCCAUCACCUUUCUCCUGUCCUCUUAGCAUUCCCCCUAGAUCUAUCCUUUUCAUUCCUCUUCCCACUUCAGCCUUUUUUUUCCUACCCCUAAAUACUGUGCUACUUAACUGUAAGAAUGAUUAUAAGUAAUAUUAAUGAGUAGAAGAAUUCCUGUUAACUCGGACCUUAUGCAAAUUAUAUUACAGUAGGACCCCUGACAUUCCCAAGUGACAAAUCCAGAGCCUUUCAAAAUCCCCAAAGUCACGACCAUCCUCACCACCUAGCUGGUUUCCAACCUCUGCUCUAAGGUGCUGUGGUGAAGCUGUUCUUCAGCAUAAUUUUUUAUGUGUUAUGGGUUCUUGGGGCUGCUCACAAAUAUCAGGGGUUUUUUGUAUUUUAUAAAAGAAUUUCUAACAUCAUAUUUAUUUCUUCUCUUUUUUACCUGCUGUCUCUACAAAAAAGAAAACAUCUGCAUUUUUACCUUACGGCUGUUCUUUUUAAAUAAACAGUGCAAAUGGACUUUGCCGUCA
This is a messenger RNA of Physeter macrocephalus (sperm whale), 1604 nucleotides long. It is a transcript of the gene EFHD1, whose product is annotated as EF-hand domain family member D1. The record is from RefSeq and is a predicted model, not a curated record. The coding region runs from base 60 to 443 and encodes 127 amino acids. NCBI's taxonomy places the organism in Eukaryota, Metazoa, Chordata, Mammalia, Artiodactyla, Physeteridae. Gene Ontology annotation, cellular component: mitochondrial inner membrane. The transcript has 3 exons. Gene Ontology annotation, molecular function: calcium ion binding; calcium ion sensor activity.